AUGUUCCAAGAAGACUGCUGCCUGCAGUGUGGCAAGCCCGUUCAGGUCGACGGCCGCAUAUACUGCUCAGACGAGUGCCAGAGCUUGGAUGCAACCUCCCCAUCCAUUUCCUCCGCCUCAUCCCCUUUCUCCUCCCCAAACCUCAAGGGCUAUCCCACGCCCGGCACGGCGGAUGUCCCUCCCCUCUUCCCCAACGCUCUCGGCUCUGCCCUUACCUCACACAAGUCCCGUCCGAACCGCUACUCCCUUUCAUCCUCAAAAUCGUCCCUCAUGUGGUACGAGGACGACGACAGCGACAGCCCCGCGAUAGCCGUCGAGGACGAGCCCGCCCCAGAGCACAACAUCCCCAUUCGCCACCAGGGCCUCUCCUACGCCCGUCGGCCCUCCACCACCAACAACCACUCCACCAUCCCUCUCCUCCACCGCCACCAUUCAUCCUCCGCUUCCGGUGGCCAAUCUCCCACAAGCGCCUUCGCCUCGAGCUUCACGUCAUCCGCCGCAGACGACUCCGCUAACCCUUAUCUCCGUCCGCCCUCACCCACCCUCCAUUCAUCCUCCUCGCCGAGCAAGACCAAGUCCCACCACCACCGUCACGGCUCGCACGACUCCAAAAUCGAGGGCACGCAGCAGGAAACGGUGACCUCAAAGCGCAAACGGAACCGCGCCUCCCUCCCCGCCUACUUCUCUCUCCUCUCCAUCGGCUCUCCUCCCGUUCGCCCCUCCACGUCCAUCACCACCUCUUCCUACUCCACCAUGCGUCCCUCACCCACCACACCCCGCAUCUCCAACCCUACCGUCGACUCUACCCACGCCAUCGCACUCUCCUCCCCGAACUAUACCACCACGCCACCCAUUUCUUCCGGUCCGGCCUCGGCUGGUGCCCGUCCUUCGUCGUUGCUCGCGAGUAUACAUACUACCUCUCGCGACGCACGGGAAGUCACCGUCGUCGAUGUCGACCCACCGCGUGGACGGGGCCGUCGUCGUGAACCGGGUUCAUCACGCCACCGCACCUCGAGUCGCUCCGACUCGCCUUCUCCAUCGCGGGAUCGCGCUCACUGGGCUCGCAAGACCGUCUCCCCGCCCGCGCGGAAGCAUGACGCGGUGGAUCUGGAUUCGAGGGGCAGGAGGAGACUGGCGGAGUUGGACGGCUGGGAGGGGGAUAGGGAGUAUGGGUUUGGCAGUGGGAGGAGUGGGUUGCGGGAUCGGCAACGCGAGAGGGAGAGGGGACGGGGCAGGGACCGCUAGGAGUUGAUGUCUCCGUCAACGAUAACUUUGUGCUGCUGCUGCUGCCUCCUCAUCUCUUCUACUCUUCCCUUUCCUGCGAAGACAAAUCUUGAAGGAGCUCCCUCAUCAAGCAAACUAUACAUAUCCAACUAUGUAAUGAACAGCGCGCGCGCUCGCUCGCUCUUCACCCACCACUCGCCCUAUUUAUUCGGCGUGCCCGCCCGCGUCGGAUGAGAGGGAUGGUUAUAUAUCCACUUGAUCGUGUUCUUUAUACCAUCUUUGGGCCCUUUCCUUUCUUCCUCUGGACGUUCUUCUUCUUUUUUUGGAGUUCGUUCGUCGAAGAUGUUUCACCCUCCCUCACUUGCCCUCAACGGGCGCAUCGACUCACGCACUUUCCCUCCUUCCUUCCUUCCUUCCGCACCUCGUCGUCCUCGUUUCAUCCAAAAAAAAUGGCGGUUUUCUCGCAUUUGUUAGUGGUACUCUAGCUUCAUACAAUCUAUUUAUUCCCUUUGUCCCUUUGUUCUUGCCAUUGUCAUUGCCAUUGUCGUAUAGACGCCGACGCCUUCGUUUCCCUCUUAUCCUCUCCGUUGUGUAUACCGUACUUACGAGGAUGAGGAUAUGCGUAUACAUCACUUUUGACUCGCUCGGUUUUUCGUGUUCGUGUUCGUGUUCGGUGUGUGCACCGUUUCGUUCUGCUCCGUUUCGGUUCGAUUCGAUUCGUUUUUCGUCUUCGUCUUCGUCCUCGUUUCGUUUCACUUCGUCGCAUGCUUGCAUCUUCUCAAUCUCAUUCGAAUCUAUCAUAAAGCAUACAACAUACAACAUAUAACAUACAACAUAUAACAUACAAACCACAAUCAAGGCUCGGUACGAGUACGAGUACGUAGCAUACAUCAUAACAACCAACAAAUCAUAUCGCAUUAUUUCGCAU
Molecule: messenger RNA, 2152 nt
Organism: Stereum hirsutum FP-91666 SS1
Lineage: Eukaryota; Fungi; Basidiomycota; Agaricomycetes; Russulales; Stereaceae
Exons: 2
Coding region: 1-1245 (414 amino acids)
Source: RefSeq, a predicted model, not a curated record